Paramecium sonneborni is the source of this 225-nucleotide messenger RNA. NCBI's taxonomy places the organism in Eukaryota, Ciliophora, Oligohymenophorea, Peniculida, Parameciidae. The record is from the annotation of a GenBank genome assembly.
AUGAAAGCUUUAAAGUAGUGGAAAUACCCAAAUUCAGUAGAGAUAUCUGAAGCCAAUCAUUUGAUCUUAAAGAGAUUAGCUUAAAUUGAUAGAAGACCUUUUUAUAAUUUCAAAGAACAAAUGAAAGAAUUUCGUAAACAUCUUGAAAUAGUUGAGAAUCGAAAAAAAUGGUUUGCAUUAUCUAGAAGUUAUUCUCCAGUUGCUUCUCGUCGAAAGAAUUUGUGA